AUGUCAAUAAGUCAGGACACGGAUCAGUUCAACAAACAUAAACAACAACUAGGCAAACAGGGCGCCGACCUGGUCAAUUUUCCUCCGCGCUACCAUCCGCCACCACCUGCCGCCGCGGGCUCGAAACAAGUCAGUGCAGACGCAGCUAUUAAAGAGUAUAAACCUCCUUAUAUCCAUUCUAAAGCGAUAGACUCAAAGCCGCAAUAUCCAUUCGGGUACCCCGUGCAACUACCGGGGCCCUACUCGGGUGUACCGUACUCUCAGUUAAAAUAUCCUCCGGGAUACCCAAUAGGGUACCCAGUGCCCCCUGCGGCGCUACGUAUGCAGAGGCCUUCAGGUGAAGUCGUCACUAAAGCGAUUGUCCACGAGCCCGUCGAGUCCACGGCGAGAGCUAGGAGCGCCGACGACACCCAACGACUCGCGCAAAGAAACUUUGAAGAGGAACAAAUACAUAGGAGGUCGGCGGAUAUGCUCAAAUUCACGAAACGCAUGGAACCAGACGGGCCGAGACAAUCCACAGACCAAAGACGACAAAUACAAGCUCUUCUAGACGAAAUAAAGGCGUUGAAAGAAGCUAACCGUAGACUUAGCGAGGAUAACCAGGAGCUGCGAGAUCUGUGUUGCUUCCUGGACGACGACCGUCAGAAAGGGCGCAAAUUAGCGAGAGAGUGGCAGAGGUUCGGUCGAUACACAGCGUCGGUGAUGAGACAAGAGGUGUCAGCGUACCAAAGUAAACUGCGAGAGUUAGACGACAAACAGCAAGAAUUGAUUCGGGAUAACUUAGAGCUAAAAGAAUUAUGUCUUUACCUAGACGAAGAAAGGGAGAGAGGGACGUGCGUUAACUGCGGCCGAACGACAGCUCGAGAAAGGGACGACGGCGACGGCAGCAGUAGCGGGACAAACAACGAGGAAGUCACGCGGCCGCCCACCACCCCGGCUCCAGUCAGUCACCCGCAAUUGGCAGAGAGAACGGUACAAUAUGUCCGCGACUUAGAACAAAAGGUUAGAAGACUAGAAGCGGAAAAGGGUUUAGGCACAGGGCUCGGCGAAAGGCCAGAAGCGGUAGUACGAGCCCUUCAAGUCCUCGAAGUGAGAGAGCGAGUGGAGAGGGAAAGAAGAAGACCGGCUCCCGACCUGGAUACGGGUGAACAAGCUUUAGUCCGCGAAAUGUGUAAUGUAGUCUGGGGUAAACUGGAGGACGCACCUUCGCAGGCACCGCCUCGUUGA
Messenger RNA from Leptosia nina, 1227 nucleotides. NCBI's taxonomy places the organism in Eukaryota, Metazoa, Arthropoda, Insecta, Lepidoptera, Pieridae. The record is from the annotation of a GenBank genome assembly.